UUUUUGAUUAGUGGCGACCAGUGAUAGAUUUCUGGUCGAUGUCCAUGUCGAAAUAAGGAAUUCCCACAGUGAAGCGACUGAGUAUCAUAGAACAACUUCCGUGUCCUUACAAAGCAACUUUGGUUUUGUUUUUGAUAUUGCUGAUCUGGAGUUGGUCUUGUCUUUUUUGUAACUACUUCUAAAGAGUUCCUGAUAAGACGAUAAACCCAUUUGUUCCGCAAGCAUCCAAUCUUGAUUGUAGUCGUAGUACGUCUACUUACUUUGAUCAACGUUAUUUCUCACAUAAUUGCGAUAAGAUGACGUUGUCCACGCGCGGAGGGUUGCGCGACAUCACGAAUUGUCGCAUGGAAACUAACGGCGAACAGGAUCAAAUUUGGGUACUUUCUUGUAGCUUUGCUCGUUGAUGUACCUGCAUUUACCCGCCGCUAUACUGUCCUUCUAAAUGAGGGGAAAUAUCCCAUCGUCCCAAUAUUUACUUGGACUCAAGUAGUACUCAAAACAACAAUUUAGUACUUGCAAAAUCCUAUUCAAUCAGGAGGAUUUGAGUGGAAAACACCAACCAGCAGCGCCCGUUGGUGGAAAAGUCGCUCGACGAAGUAUCGGGCAAAUAGCAAGAGACCAUAUGGACUUUGGCGACCCACAACAAGUGACCGAGUAUGCGGUCGACAUCUACAACUUCCUAUCAGCGAAGGAGCAAUCAGCAGAAAUGAGGGUAAGAUGGCUCGUUCCAUUUCGAAAGCCUAGAAGUCUUAAGAUUCUUUUUGGAUUGAUGUGGGUCCGUGGUAUUUCUAUUUUCACAGUAUCCCUCCACGAAUCUGUUACCUACUUUUCGCCACACCAAUUUCUACAGGUACAUAGAGGCUUUCUCGACGGAGCAGCAGAGGUGAGCGGACGUAUGAGGGGGAUCCUUUUGGAUUGGCUUAUUGAAGUGCAUUACAAAUUCAAACUUCUACCCGAAACCCUCUAUCUCUGUGUCAACCUCAUUGACCGGUUUUUGCAGAAAGAUAAAUGUAUCCCAAAGAGACGGUUGCAGCUUAUGGGAGGCACAUGUACAGUCACUAUCUUAUGUAUGAUGUCUCAAAAGUUUGACCUGUUCUUGUUGUCACUGAUGAUUGAGUUGGUUUAACCUUAACAUGCUAUCAAUCUGAUUGUGGUCCCCAGUGCGAUUACCCCUUCAUGCUCGAGUCAAUCGUAUUGUUGAACAUGACUGGAAAACAAACACAGGUAUGCUAGUCGCGGCGAAGUAUGAGGAGUACAGACCACCGGAGGUUAGGGAUAUCUGUUACAUCAUGGACAACGCGUAUCAAAAAGAGGACGUCCUCGAGAUGGAGGUUCAAGUGCUGAACACAUUGGUACUCGACGAGAGCUUUUUAUUCGUUGCAUGGCUUAGUUGUACAGGCUAGAGAUCGUCGGGACGGAAGUAAUGUGACUGUCACUAGCGCUCAUUAGAAAGGUCCACAUAUUGUUCCUGUUGAUUUUGAUGUGUCUGUUACAUACAAGUGUAAUGGCCUGACCUCAUCUCUCAAUAUCGAUGAUGAACUUCAACAGCAAUUUUCCUUGACGACUGCGAGCCCUUUGCAGUUUCUAGAAUUCUUCGCGAAAGGAUUCUGCGGGCGAGACUCAGAACUUCACUAUCUAGCACAAUUCUGCCUCGAGUGCAGCAUCAUCGACGCAGAGAUGACAACGUAGAAUUGAUUCUGGGCUUGUUUCUCUCAUAGAUGAUGUAGUCGUGCAACAUUUUUACUGAGAAAUCGUUAGUUUUGCUUUUUGUUACUGUCACUGAAAUCAUUUUACUCUUUUUAAGUACAAGGAGUGUGAAUGCAUGUACUUUUUUCUCCAGGUUAGUUUUGGACCGAUUUGAGUUCCUCCCAUCUUCAGAUACCUUCCGUCACAACUUGCAUGCGUAGCACUGUUCACGGCAUCGCGAGUUAUGUAUCCGGAUAAUCACAACAAGAUGCACGAAAUGCCAGGGCCGUAUGAUAAGGAGUUGAUGCUCCGGAUGGAAAGCGAGCUGGUCAAGGUACUUACAUUUGUGUCGUUUUACAUUUAAGAUCGUUUGAUGGUUCCUGUAAAUGAUUAUGAUAAUGAUUGCUUGAAGAACAACCAACCAGAUGAAAAAUAAAGUUUUUCUUUUAGUGGCGGCCAGCAGUACCUGGUCCGUGGCAUAGAUCAAUGCAUGCUCUGCGUGUGGGUACUUCAGUCUGAAAUUUGAUUUUUCAAAUCAUCUUUUGCAGGUGAUAACCGCACAAAAGGACAAAGCAUUGGGAAAGAAGUACGCAAAAGACCGCUACAAAAAUGUCAUGUCAUACGUCCGAAAGUUUGAACUUGGUGCCACUGCAGGGGGAGAGAUAAGCGGUCAGUAA
Messenger RNA from Amoebophrya sp. A25, 2363 nucleotides. The record is from the annotation of a GenBank genome assembly. NCBI's taxonomy places the organism in Eukaryota, Dinophyceae, Syndiniales, Amoebophryaceae.